Naegleria lovaniensis is the source of this 1512-nucleotide messenger RNA. RefSeq lists its product as uncharacterized. The transcript has 2 exons. Gene Ontology annotation, cellular component: cytoplasm. Gene Ontology annotation, molecular function: ATP binding; ATP hydrolysis activity. NCBI's taxonomy places the organism in Eukaryota, Heterolobosea, Eutetramitea, Acrasida, Naegleriidae. Gene Ontology annotation, biological process: cellular response to heat. The record is from RefSeq and is a predicted model, not a curated record. Bases 1 to 1512 code for a protein of 503 amino acids.
AUGUUGAGAGGUAGAAAAGCUAAUCUCGAAGCUCAUCACGGUGUUAGAAUUAGUGACAAUGCCAUUGUGAGUGCUGUAGUUCAGUCAGAUCGGUACAUCUCUGAUCGAUUUCUACCAGAUAAGGCCCUCGAUUUAAUUGAUGAAGCAGCAGCCUCUAUUCGAUUGCAACAAGAAUCUAAACCAGAACAUUUGGAAAAGAUUGAUCGUUCGAUCAUUAUUUCUCGUAUCGAGUUGGAAUCUUUGAGAAAUGAACAAGAUCCAGCCAGUAUUGAACGCCGCAAGAAACUCGAAAAGAAAAUUGAGGAAGAGCAAAAACAAAGUGAUCUCUUUACCAAACAAUGGCAAGAAGAACGAGAUCGAUUAAGAAUUACCAAAGAAAAGAAACAACAAUUGGUGCAAUAUGAGAAACAGCUCGAAGAGGCCUUCCGUAAAGCAGAUUAUCAAACUGCCUCAAAACUACAGUACAAGACCAUUCCAGAUUUGAAGAAGGAAAUUGAACAAGUCUCAACAGGUUUCACAUUAAUUAGUGACUCUGUUUUGGAAGCUGACAUUUCUCGAAUUAUUUCACGUCGAACUGGAAUACCUCUCGAAAAUUUAUUAAUUGGUGAAAAAGAGAAAUUGUUGAAAAUGGAAGAACAUCUCUCAAAGAACAUUAUUGGUCAGGAUGAAGCUAUUCGUGCUAUUUGCAACACGAUUCGAAUUUCGAGAGCUGGAUUAACAGAUCCAAAUCGACCACUCGGUUCAUUCCUUUUCUGUGGUACUACAGGUUCUGGUAAGACUGAAUUAGCCAAACAAGUGGCAAAAUUCUUAUUCGAUGACGAGAAUGCCAUGGUUCGAAUUGAUUGUUCUGAAUUGAUGGAGUCACAUAGUGUUUCUAAAUUAUUGGGAGCUCCAGCAGGUUAUAUUGGCUAUGAGGAUAGUCCUCAACUCACCGAGUCUGUACGAAGAAAACCCUAUCAAAUUGUAUUAUUUGAUGAAAUUGAAAAAGCUCACAGAGACGUGUUAAAUGUCUUGUUACAAUUAUUGGAUGAAGGUUUUCUCACAGAUUCAAGAGGAAAUCAUGUCAAUUUCAGAAAUACCAUUGUUAUUAUGACCUCCAACGUUGGUUCAGAAAUAUUUGCCUCACUCCCAGCAGGUGUUCCUUCAAGUGAAGCCAAGAAGGAAGUGAACGAUUUGUUUAAACAUUAUUUCAGACCUGAAUUUUUGAAUCGUAUUGAUAAUAUUGUAUUCUUCAAUCGAUUGAAUGAGGAAAAUAUGAAGAAAAUUGUAGACAUUCAACUUUCUAGAAUUGCUAAACAACUCAAAGAACGAAGAAUGCUUUUAGAAAGAGCCAUUCAUAGCAAUUUAUUGACACCACUUGCAAAACUCUUGUUGGAAGGAACUGUAAAGGAAAAUUCCAAGAUUCAUGUCGAUUUUUCUGGUCAAGUGAAUGAAGACAAUGAAGAAACUUUAGAUAUUACAAGUACUCCGCUCGAAGGUCAAGUGGUAGAGACCAAUGUUGAAGAAUUGUAA